Messenger RNA from Boleophthalmus pectinirostris (great blue-spotted mudskipper), 1899 nucleotides. RefSeq lists its product as uncharacterized. NCBI's taxonomy places the organism in Eukaryota, Metazoa, Chordata, Actinopteri, Gobiiformes, Gobiidae. The record is from RefSeq and is a predicted model, not a curated record. The transcript is spliced from 13 exons. The coding region runs from base 1 to 1854 and encodes 617 amino acids.
AUGUACCCCACCAAUCAGGUGCCAGGUUUCACACAGCACAUGCAACUAGCAAAAGGCACAAGGGGUAAAAUUAACGGUGAAUGCAGGUGUAAGUCCUUCAGUGUCAUAAUUGCACUGAGAAGCUCCGCCCCCUCAAACUCCUCUCAAACUUUUUCGAGUCCGCCAUUUUUCCCUCCUCGCUUCACUUCGACCAGUGGCCGCUACAAGUCUCAAGUGAACGUGCAGGCAACAAAAUCUCCCACAUUCGUGCCCGAGCACGGCAGCAUUGGUGUAAGAAAAAUGCUGCUGAAAGUUAAAAUAGCCAACGUCCAAAAAUUUGUUCGAGUUCCUGAGCCGAAUCUGACAGCAUUUCUGGAUGCAGCAUUUACCAAGUUUGGUGUUCCAGCUGUGACAGAAGGUGUACGUGUCCUUGACAGUUCUGGAACUGAGCUUGAUGAGGAUGUUUUUGAGGAUGUGGUAAAGGAUCCUCAAACUGGUGUUCUGACCAUCACAUAUGAUACUGGGAAUGUUGAGAGUUUCUCUUCUCCUGGGCCUUGUGCUUCUUCACCCAGCAGUGGUGACUCCCAGGACACAAUCAUACUUCCUGUUAGUCCUGCUUCGAAGCGUCAGCGGCUGGAUGACGAGGCUAAGCAUUUGGUGAAAGACAUUCUUUCCAAAAAGCCUGGGGGAGAAAGGGUAAUAAUGGAGUACAAUCGAACUAAGUCUUUGUCAUAUCAGCAGCAAGAAUGUUCACCAUUUUUUUUCGGGUGUCAUCUGCCAGAGAAAAAUGGUACAUCUCCACCCAGACGAGUGAAAGAAAAAUAUGCCAGAGGAAUUGUGAGCUUGUUCCCCCAUCUCUGGGACCCCUUCUCAGAAAAUGGACACGAGCAUUAUUAUGAUGGUAAAAGUGACAGUGGCUACUUGGCUUGGAGGCUUAAAUACAUUCAAAGAUGCAAUGCCCAAGAAAGAAAAUCAAUUGAAGCCUCCUCCACUGAAGGAAUGAGCGGUGACGAACUGUUGGGAGGACCAACAGCCAGGCGGGAGUCCCAGUAUCUUCCAGAGCCACCAAUGAGUGAAGAAGAAUGUCGAGAAGCCAUGUCCCUGAUGAAACACUCCUCUGAUGAAAACACAGUGAAGAAGAAAAUGAAGCAAACGUUUGCUCAUCGUCGAAGCAUGGUCCUGGACCCCCAGUUGUCAAGCAACAUACUGUCACACUUCCCUCGAUUCAAAGACGUCAAAGGAUUGAUUGAACAAGAUUUUGUUCUGAUGUUUGGUGAGGAUGUAUCUGGCAAGUUUCUGGAGAAAUGGCCAACAAUGUUCAAGGAGAAGAUAAUCAAGCAGUGCAGAAAGCUUCCCUCCACCACAGAGCUAAAUGACCUCCUAUUGGCUGCAGAUCCUCAGGAGGAUGAUGCUGAUGGUGCUGACUUUGGCUGGGAUAGUGACUUUGCUUCUAUUUUGUUGCUUCUGCAUCUUGUUCCACCCACUGCUCAAGGCCGUAAGAAACCGGGGAAGAUGUCAGCAUCUCAAGCAGAAAAACAUCUUGUGGUCUUCAAGAAGAGUGGCACAAGUAUCGAAGAACAUCUCGACACCAUCACUUCUAGCACUCAGCCUUAUCUCCUUGCUGUUGGCACCCAAAGGAACAGGAUCAGCCAGUACUUCAUUAUCCUGGACAAGACUGCCAUCCCCUGUAUGUCUAACUCCUCUUUAAGUUCUUUUGAUGAGUUGUUUAAGGCACAUUUUGUGUUUGGCACAUCAUACCACACCAUGUUGUACAACAUGUACACAUUCAUUCAGACCACAAUUUACAAUAUUGAUGUUGGCAAGGUGAGGGAGAGACCCCGUAUUGCAGAAAUAAGAGCAAGGUUACUUCAUUAGUGUUUCUAUGAAGUGCAGUGUUUGCCGAGCUGAGUUCCAGAGUUC